AUGACGCCACAAAACAUGAAAUCCGUGGGCUUCUGGGGACCCAAACUGCUUGAAAACAAACCCUACCCGGCUAAGGAACACGCCCAACGUGUCGCCGAUCAUUUUAAGCGCAAAUCCAACACUAAGGAGGGGACCCUCUACGUCGCCGGCGCCGUCCAGGAGUGCUACUCGUUUCUGGACCUGCUGAAACGAUUCCGUCAAGAGCGCUACUUCUUCUACCUCACCGGUUGUGAGACUCCAGGGUCUCAUGUGACUGUGGACGUGGCUCUGGGCCGCACUACGUUGUACUUGGCCGACAUCGAUGAAGACGAUAUCAUGUGGCUGGGGUACCCGAUCUCGCAAGCCGAUGCCGCCAAACGGUUCCAUGUUGAUGAGGUUAAGUACGCUGUGGACCUCAAAACCGAUUUGGAAGCCGCUAAAGGGCCGUUGUUGACGGUGGAGCUUAAUGACAUGAACUCGCAAUUCCACGACCAAUUAACGGUUUCUCAGGACUUUGUAUGGGCUCUCGACGAAGCGAGAUUGAUUAAGGACGAGUUCGAGCUUGAAUUGAUGCGCUACGCCGCCGCUAUCACCGAUAACUGCCACCGCGCCGUGAUGGAAGCCACCAAGAUCGAGACCAACGAGUGCCACAUCCACGCCGAGUUCAUGUACCACGCGCUCCGCCAAGGGCUGAAGGCCCAGCUGUACGACCCCGUGUGCUGUGCCGGCCCCAACUGCUCCACUCUCCACUACGUUACCAACGACGACGAUAUCGACGAUAAAAAGCACUCGGUGCUUAUUGACGCCGGGGCCGAGUGGAUGAACUAUACCUCGGACGUCACCAGAUGUUUCCCGAUUAACGGCACCUGGACUAAAGAGCAUUUGGACAUCUAUAACGCCGUGUUAAGAAUGCAGCUGGAGACGAUGGCCAAGAUGAAGCCCGGCCAGCUGUGGGACGAAUUGCACCUUUUGGCCCACCGCAUCUUAAUCGACGAGUUUCUUAAGCUUGGCAUUUUUAAAGGUGACGCCGACGAGAUCUUUGCCAAUAAAGUAUCGGCUCCUUUCUUCCCCCACGGCUUGGGUCACGUGCUCGGCUUAGACACCCACGACGUCGGCGGCGAACCCAACUACGACGAUGCCGACCCCUUGCUUGCGUACUUGCGGUUGAGACGCCCCUUGCAACAGGGGAUGGUGGUGACCAACGAGCCGGGGAUCUACUUCCUGCCGUUCUUGUUGGAAAAGCCGCUCAAGGACGAGACCAUGUUGAAGUAUAUCAACAAGGAUGUCGUCGACAAGUACUGGUACAUUGGUGGGGUGAGAAUCGAGGACGAUAUUGUGAUUACUAAAGACGGCUACGAAAACUUGACUAAGAUCACUUCCGAUCCCGUUGAGAUCGAGAAGAUCGUGAAGAAAGGGUUGGAAAAGCAGUUCCACAACGUCGUGUAG
Messenger RNA from Diutina rugosa, 1425 nucleotides. RefSeq names its product putative Xaa-Pro dipeptidase. The record is from RefSeq and is a predicted model, not a curated record. Bases 1 to 1425 code for a protein of 474 amino acids. NCBI's taxonomy places the organism in Eukaryota, Fungi, Ascomycota, Pichiomycetes, Serinales, Debaryomycetaceae. The transcript has a single exon. Gene Ontology annotation, molecular function: manganese ion binding; metalloaminopeptidase activity.